Molecule: messenger RNA, 2972 nt
Organism: Lolium perenne
Lineage: Eukaryota; Viridiplantae; Streptophyta; Magnoliopsida; Poales; Poaceae
Source: RefSeq, a predicted model, not a curated record
GAAGAUCUCUAGCAAUCUGCGGGCAGCUGCAUCCGGAGCUUGCUGACCACACUGCACCUUGCCGACCACACUGCACCACUCGGCUACCACCCCUACGCUUAUUACCGGAGCUCAUGCUACCGGGAGACAACGCCACGACGGCGACACUGCAUGUGUCCUCCGCGGCGGCCUCUCCCCUGCUUCCCGGGGGAAGGAGCUUGCAGCACCAGCGGCGUCUGUGCAGCUCGUCUGCUCGAGAGGAGGCGAACCUGAGCUGAGAGUUGCUGCACCAGCCACACGCCGCCGCGAGCAGGCGCCAUGGCUCCAACUGGUCUACGGCCCCGCGCUCCCGCUGCAGUCUGCUAGUCCACGCCGACGAGCUUCUGCUCCUCUCUCAUCUCUCUUUGCCGACGGCGCGGCGACCAUCGAUAUCGGGCCGCCAGCCCAUCGGUCACUCCCUUGACCUUCUCGCUCGCGAGCCUGCCGUCCAUACCGCCCUUGGUGGGGAUCCUGCCGCUAACCGCCACCUCUACCUGCGGGUUGCGGCCUCAGGUGAGAGGGACGAGGAGCGGCGACGGCUCGGGAGGGUCAAACAGUGGCUAGGAACCGGCGUCAUCGGGAGAGACGGACGAGGAGUGGCGGCAGCUAGGGAGAGCAGAGCAGCGGAGGGGAGAGAAGGCGAAGCGAGCUGGGAAAGAUGGCCAUGGAUGAGACUUACAGGACGAGCGCCAUGGAGCUUGGCCUAAGGAAGAAGAAAGGGAUAGGUUGGACAUUUCACGUGGACACAAUCUGCCCGAGGGCAAAUAGCAAAGAGCAAAGUAAACUAGGGCAAAAGAUAAGUUACAAAGUAAAUGAGGGCAAAUUAUAAAGGUACCAAGUAAAGAGGGGUAAAAAAUAAAAUUCUUCUUUUCUAAAGCCAAAUCUUUCAGUGAUAUUUUUCUAAAGUGUGAAUCUUUUAAUGGUAUAGAACCUUUCUCGGUCCGCAAUAGAGGCCGGAGGAGAAUGUCGCACCAUCCCAUCGACCUGUCGUCGUUCCCCCUCCGGCAAUCUCGCCGGCGUUCCCCCACCCGGCGACCUCCCCGUCCGCUCCCGGCUGUGGGGCGCAGGGAAUUAGCUGAAAGGCCAGCGACGACGGAAAUAUAGCGCGUCCACCGGCGAUGCUCCGCCUCACCCGUUAUGUCCGGGUAGUCCUGGGGAAGCCGGCGCACGAGCUCGUUCUGCUCGGAGUGGAGCCGGAUCUUCUGCGCCGCCCGCCGAUGCCAUGGCGGAGGAUGCGCCUCUGUUGGGUAGCACACCAAUCGAUGGGAGCCGCACCAGCAGUGCGGCUGCUGCUCUUUCGGCGGUAUGGAGGGGGAGCUACGGCGGCUACGGAUGGACCUAUGGCGGGGGGCUCAGGCGGCGGCGCAACAGCAAGCUCUGGCGGCGGCCGAGGCUUUUCUCCCACGGCGGGGGAAAAUUAGCGAUAAGAGGGACAAGGAUUAGAAUCAGAGUUGCGAUUAGAGAAAAGAGCGAUCGAUGGUUCGGCCGUUUUGGAUGGACCAGCCAGCUGAUACGGAGUACAACAUAUGGCGAUAAUUUUCUCUCAUGUGGAUGAUACCAUCCAUACAAAUUUGCAACCAAUCAGUUCAUCACCCGACCUUCUCAUAUCUGCUGCCGGAGGGAGGCGAAAACUCGUAGCAGCGGCCACCCAGCCCCGGCUCCUCCCAGGUAAGCGGUUUGAAAUAUGCUGAAAAUCAAUGGAAAAGAUGUUCCCGCUAGAACAAGGAGCAGAAACUUGGGUUUGAACGAGGCAUCCAGCAGAUUAAUUGAUCGUGAAGGUGGUGUACUCAGUCAAGAACUUGCUGCAGAGUUGUCUCCAAGCAUCGUCUCGCUUGCCUCAUUUGACGGUGAAAAGCUCCAUUCUCAAUGCACAGGCACAGUUGUCCGAAAUGAUCGACUAGGUUCAUCUAUUGUGACAUCGAGAGAUUUGGUUACCACUACAGAUUCAGGUUAUGUCCGUACAUUGAAGAUAAAAGUGCAUCUACCGAAUGGGGAAGUUGUGAAUGCAUCUGUGCAAUACUACAGUGUAGCUCACAACAUGCUUGUUGUAACCACUAGGUUCUUCCCUGAUAUCCGUGCAGCUUGUUUACCACAAAUGCAAGUUGAUUCUUCCACGCGGUUAUUAGCUGCAAGUUUAUGCCGCAUUUCGGACAAAUUUUGGGUGACCACUGGGGUACUGACCGACAGUCCUACUGGAGUUGAGAGCCAUGAAACCAUGUGGUCCACGUGCGAGAUCACUGAGGCUGGAAGCGGUGGACCUCUUGUUGAUUUUGAUGGGAAUAUUGUUGGGAUGAACCUCUGUAUGAAGAAGGGAAAAACCUCGUUCGUACCAGCAAAGAGAAUUGUUGAAUGUAUGGACAGGCUUGGAUUCUGGACCUAUUUGGAGAAUACCCCCAAACCAUCGAACUUCAGUUCAGAAGGUACUUCAAGUCUAGAUACCAUUGUAGGUAGCUCAAGUGAAAAUCGCGGAAGCGGGGAAGUGAAAAUAAGAACAAGGAACCUUGUGCAAUUCCUAUCCAUGAAGCUAAUGACGUAUGGCGUGACCUCAAUCAAGCACUUGCAGAAAAGUUGUCUCUGAGCAUUAUCUCCAUUGCUUCAUUUGAUGGAGAGACAUUGCAUUCUGAAUGCACAGGCAUGGUUAUUGACAGAGAACUGUCUUCAGCCUCUUUUCUGACGACAGCAAGUUUGUUUGGAUCAUUAGAUCAAAAUCUUUGGGAUGAUUUAACGGUUUGUGCUGCCAAUUUCUUUGCUUGCUUAUUUAUGGCAUAGGUAAUGGUUACGCACAAUGUUUGUCUUGCUUUGCUGUAUCAUUACAGAUCAAAGUGCGCCUUCCGAAUGAUGAAGAAGUGGUCCAUGGAUGGUUGCAUUAUUAUUCGUCUCCUUACAGUCUUGCUGUCAUCGUCACCCAUUCCUUGCCGCCCUCCCUUGAUCUUUGUGUAGCAUGUCUUGGCAAC